This is a messenger RNA of Suricata suricatta (meerkat), 1214 nucleotides long. RefSeq names its product FKBP prolyl isomerase 7 (gene FKBP7). Gene Ontology annotation, molecular function: peptidyl-prolyl cis-trans isomerase activity; calcium ion binding. Bases 373 to 1026 code for a protein of 217 amino acids. NCBI's taxonomy places the organism in Eukaryota, Metazoa, Chordata, Mammalia, Carnivora, Herpestidae. The record is from RefSeq and is a predicted model, not a curated record. The transcript has 4 exons.
CCCACCCCUAGGCUGUUUCUUUCUUUUGCCGGUUUCAUUUUAGAAAUUCUGUUAGAGCCCUGAGGAAACCGGCUAUAAAAUUUGCAUAUUUAACAAGAAGCGGUGCAAGUGCUCAGAACUGCCUCCACGACCGAUGACAGCCGUCCAAAGCGCCGGGGACCUAGGAACUGGACCCAUCGGACUGACUGACGAAAAUUCUACGGCUGAGCUCGGGGGCCGGAGGGGGCGGGGCCAAGAGCCGCCCGCCCCCGGCCCUUUGUGACGUACAACAAUGCCUGCCACGAGUCGGAACUGGGCUGCCUUGGCUGUCGCUGGGCGCAAGUGACACGCGAGAACGAACGCAGUGGUCAUCUGGGGACAACUUCAGGAAUCAUGCAGUUUUUAUUCAGGUUAAUCGUUUUCUUUUAUGUAUGGGCCAUCUUUGCUGCUCAGGGACAAAAGGAAGAGGAGAGCACAGAGGACGUGAAAAUAGAAGUUUUGCAUCGUCCAGAAAACUGUACCAAGACUAGCAAGAAGGGAGACCUGCUAAACGCCCAUUACGACGGCUACUUGGCUAAAGAUGGUUCGAAAUUCUACUGCAGCCGCACACAAAAUGAAGGCCACCCCAAAUGGUUUGUUCUUGGUGUUGGGCAAGUCAUAAAAGGCCUCGACAUUGCAAUGAUGGAUAUGUGCCCUGGAGAGAAGCGAAAAGUGGUUAUACCUCCUUCAUUUGCAUAUGGAAAGGAAGGUUAUGAAGGCAAGAUUCCACCUGAUGCAACAUUGAUAUUUGAGAUUGAACUUUAUGCUGUGACCAAAGGACCACGAAGCAUUGAAACAUUUAAACAAAUAGACAUGGACAAGGACAGGCAACUCUCUAAAACCGAGAUAAAUAAUUACCUGAAAAGGGAAUUUGAAAAAGAUGAGACGCCUCGUGACCAGUCAUAUCAGAAUGCAGUUUUAGAAGAUAUUUUUAAGAAGAAUGAUCAUGAUGGUGAUGGCUUCAUUUCUUCCAAGGAAUACAAUGUGUAUCAACAUGAUGAACUAUAGUGUAUUUUAUUUCUAAACUUUCUUAGCUACUUACUGCAUUUUCUAUAUAGAAGAGUCACUUUUCUAGAACUUGUAUUUUGUUCCCCCCCCCCCCGCCAUGAGAACAUAUUUUGAUCACCUCAGUACAUAUAAUUUGGGCAUAAUAAAUGUGUGUUAUUUUGCAGAUUUAACUUUCAGGAAAAGUAAAA